AUGUUACUGCCUUGGGUUUAUCUUGGUAUCUUAGUAAGUCUGUGGGCUUAUGCUUGUGGUGUUGAUUUCUGCGAGUAUCUUGUUGCAGGGCGGUCUGAAAGGGCUGUUGUUCAAAGAGCACAAGCUGAUGCACGUGAGUGGGCAGCUAUUGAUGCAAAGGGAAGGGCAGAAUGGGCAGCUGGGGCAUGUCAACGAUAUGAGGUCAUUCCUUUGUCUCCAAACAGUUAUUUACAUGUGUUUUAUUUUUUAAAUGAACAACUGAUAUGUGGUGGAAAAAGUUACUAUGGUGCCAUUCUAUGUUGUGCCUGGAGUUCGGAUGGGAAAUACAUUUUGUCUGGUGGAGAAGAUGUUCUACAUUUCCAGUCAACUAUAGGACCUGGUGAUCCUAGUUACAAACCUUCAAAAAGAAGAAAAGGAUUGAUGGUGUUUGCAUGUGAUGCUUUUGAUCUUCCCAUUCGGAAGGAAAUUAUCCACCGUGUUGUAAGAUGGCAGCUUGCAAAAAGACAACAGGUUAUAUCUAAAGAUGAAUCUGUCAAAACCUCUAAAGCUGCUAUUGAUGUACAAAACUUCUCACGUCUACAAAAGAAUGAAGAUGUUAUAGACUAUGCACUGAAGAAGAGGGAUGUGAAACUUGUGCCAUGUGGACUAGAUUUUGGACGCCCAAGGUUUGUUCGAUUUAGAGAACGUAGAUUUCAUCGAUCUUUGGAAAAGACAAGACGUUUCUACCCUCAUGUCCAUAACAUGGAUGGUUUUUUUGUUGCAAAGUCGAAGAAAAUGAGUAAUUCAAAGGGAGUUUUGCAGCUUUUGAAUACUAGGAUAUUUGUGUCUAGGAUUGAACUGCACAUGCACUCUUCUGGUAGAAUUUACUAG
Lactuca saligna is the source of this 870-nucleotide messenger RNA. Lineage: Eukaryota; Viridiplantae; Streptophyta; Magnoliopsida; Asterales; Asteraceae. The record is from the annotation of a GenBank genome assembly.